CAGAAAGAACAGUCAAAAUGCAGGCAGGGCACAGGACAAAGCACUCGGGACAAAAUUGAAUUUAGUCAAUGUCACUUUUUGUCAUUUUUAAAUUUCUCGCCGUUCCGUCCCCGUAUGUCCCGAUGUCGCAGGGGAUGGAACCCAGAAGACAGAUGCCGGCAUCCGCCGGAGGACAUUGCCGGGGACACUGCAGGAGGGACAUCGCGGGAGCGCAGCACAAGGUAAUUGAAGAACAGAUCCCGGAGCAGCGCCGCAUGGUAAGCCCGAGUGUAGCUCAGGGUUACCGCUUGUGGUACUGAAA
Staurois parvus is the source of this 301-nucleotide messenger RNA. NCBI's taxonomy places the organism in Eukaryota, Metazoa, Chordata, Amphibia, Anura, Ranidae. The record is from the annotation of a GenBank genome assembly.